AUUUAGAUACCUUGGGCAAAGAGCCCUUCGACAUUUCGUACCAAGGAGAGAGGCUGGCGGGUGAGAUUAUAUAUGUACAUUUGACUACUGGAGAGGGUUUUGAAUGCAGAGAGAAUGCUAGCUGGAUUUCUUAAUUUCACUACAGCGGCAUGGAGGUAUUUGUCAUCCCGUGAAGAGGGAAGGGACAGAAGGAAGCGUCAAAGGGAAGAGAGUGAUGAAGUUGAGUCUGGUGCACUGACCAAGAGGUUGUGCGCUAUGACGGAGAGCCGUAUGGCUGGUUCAAGCCAUAAUGGGACAAGGGACAGGAAAGCAAGUGUGGUUAGCUGCUCUACAUCUAGCAAUCAGGAUUUGGAGCUGGUGGAGCUGGAUGCAGAGUGGCCUCGACUCUGCUACCCGCGCCGCCCCGGCCGCCGUCUGACCGACCCGCCGCGUGCACCACUCGCCGCCCGGCCCGCCCCUGGCCAGGUGCCGGUCGAGCGCGAGGUGCCGGUGCUCGUGGAGCGCGACAUGCCGGUGGUGGUGGAGCGGCGGCCGGUGUUGGCGGAGCGGCGGCCGGCGGCGCCACGGCCCGCACGCUCACAGCCGCCGCCGCCGGCGCCACCGCCGCCGGCCGCCGCCGGCCGUGGCAAUGACGACGUGGUGGUAAUUGCUGAAACGCCGCCGAAGGGGAGCAAGGCCGGGGAAGCUGUAGAGCCGGCCGGCGGGUUCGCCGGCCUGCGCAGCUUCCGUCAGAUGGUGGAGUCUGGCCGCGUGGCCGGCCGCGCCUCGCCCUACCGGCGCCGCCAGCAGCAGCGCACCGCCACCAAACAGUCGCUCUACGAGAAACUUAUUGGCAUCAUCCCAGCCCGACCGAGCCACGCGAAACGUGGGAUGUCGGUUUUGAACUGUUUCCGGCUGGAUGAGAAGAAGCGGUACCAGGAGCUGCUAUCGGGCUACAGCAGUGUCAGUCCGCCCUCCUCGCUGGCCGACGUCUCCUCCUUCAGGAUCAAGGCCGCCAUGGCUUCCACGCCCCAGGAGCGGCCGGCGGCGCUGCGUCAGGACGUGCUCGGCCCGGCGGAUACGGCCCGACUCCAGCGCCGCAUCUCGAUCGUCGACCUGGCGUCGUCGGAUAGCGAGGCGUCAGCGGCACCGCCGGCGGCGGCGGCGGCGGCGCCCGUCACGCUCGGCUCCAGCAGCAGCGGCUCCGAAGCGCGCCUGGACAGCGCCGUCUCCGACUCAGACGGCAGCGUGGUGGUGGAGAAGGUGGUGCCGGCGCCGCCGCGCAAGAAAACCCAGCUCGACGAUGAGAUCGGCAGGCAGAUCAAACACUUCAGUGAGAUCCGCGAGAAGUACGCCGCCUCGGAGCGCGAGCGCGAGCGACAGAUCCGGGAGGAGGAGCAGCGCGUGGCGCUGACGCGCGACGGCCAGCUGCAGUGGGAGCGCGGCCUGUCGGAGCGGAUGCGCCGUCAGAUGCGGCUGACGCAGCGCGUGGCACUGGAGGCCGAGCCCGAGCUGGAGGACGGGCAGGAGGAGGAGGAGGAGGUGCUGCCCGAACUUACAGCCGAGAUGGAGAGCACGAUCUCAGCGGCGCUGCGGCCGUCGCCGCCGACCGAGCUGCUAGCGGAGGCGUUCAACCAGCGCAUCACCCGACACGACCUGCAGACGCUGAAGGGACUUAACUGGCUCAACGACGAGGUGAUCAACUUUUACAUGAAUAUGAUCAUGGAGCGAAGCAAAACGGAUAACAGCAAGCUUCCCAAAGUGUACUGCUUCAACACGUUCUUCUAUGGCAAGAUUGUGUCGCAGGGCCACAGCUCGGUGAAACGAUGGACCAGGAAGGUGGACGUGUUCGCGUACGACCUGCUGCUGAUUCCCGUCCACCUGGGCAUGCACUGGUGCCUGGCCUGCGUGGACCAGCGCAAGAAGACGGUCCGCUACUUCGACAGCAUGAGCGGCAACAACAACAAGGGCCUGGACGCCAUCCUGCGCUAUCUGCGCGACGAACACGCCGACAAGAAGAAGCAGCCGCUCGACACCUCGGAGUGGGCGGCUGUCAACGAGAAGGAGAUCCCGCAGCAGAUGAACGGUUCCGACUGCGGCAUGUUCGCCUGCAAGUUCGCCGAGUACCUAGCGAGGGACGCGCGCAUUAACUUCACGCAGGAGGACAUGCCUUACUUCCGGCGCCGGAUGGUGUACGAGAUCAUCGCCAAGACACUUCUCUAGCUCGCAGUGCGCCGCCGGGUCAGCCAGAGCGCUGGCGCUGCGACCGCGGCAGAGUCGCAGUCCGCCUGCAGCCGUCUGUAGCCUCCAGCACGGCGCGACCGGCACAGGCCGCUCGACUGGCGCGUCGGAUCUGGCGCCGGCCGUGCCAGCCGUGGCAGGCAGCGGAACGCGGCGUCGAGGCGCGCCUGUCACCUCAGAGGAGGCUCACCGGCGCCCGGCGAGUGCGCGGCACGUGACCACCGCCGGCGCCGGGUCGGCGUGAGCCUUGAAAGCGGUGGUGGGGUGGACGCACUGUGGCACCGGCGGCACGGGGCUGUCGCCCAGCUGGGCCCAGUCGUCCGCAGGCCUGAUCCCAGCUCGGUCGACGGCGGGGUGGCGUGACUGCCCCUGCCGGCGGCGGGCAGGGCGGGAAAGAGUACAACGGAGGCGGACGGCCCGCGUAGUCGCCCUGGCGUAGUCGCCCUGGCGGACGGCCCGCUGCUUGGUCAUGGGGAUGGUGGCAUAGAUUCCCGACGAUUUUGGUUUGCUGAUUGUCAAGGUGGAGCAAGUGCAGCGAAACAGAAUUCACUUGUUUGCCUUGAUGUUAAGGUCCCGUAGGAAAACCAGCUAGCUUGUCGUUCUCGCUCAUGCAUUGUCUAUGUGAUGCUGUUUACCUUCGGAAAGGAUUUAAGUGCUCCUGGUGUCUGUGCAAAAAUACUUUGGCGAUGCUUGUAAUCAUCUGGGUCGUAUUUUGACUGGUGUCAUAACCUUCUUUUGGCCGGUGUCAUCUUCUGGGUUUUCAUUGAGCCAUCUGUUUGGAUUGUUAUGCUUUGCUCUGCGCCGGCUAGCAAACCUUGGGUUUCUUGCCGUAGAAGGAGCCCUUGUCAUGUGCGGCCACUGGAAAACGACCUGAAAUAUACGUAGUUUCAUAUA
Molecule: messenger RNA, 3114 nt
Organism: Pollicipes pollicipes
Lineage: Eukaryota; Metazoa; Arthropoda; Thecostraca; Pollicipedomorpha; Pollicipedidae
Product: sentrin-specific protease 1
Exons: 14
Coding region: 115-2202 (695 amino acids)
Biological process (GO): protein desumoylation; proteolysis
Cellular component (GO): nucleus
Molecular function (GO): deSUMOylase activity
Source: RefSeq, a predicted model, not a curated record